GCCAACUUGCGGUACUCUUAUUGUCAGUGACACUUUCGAAUGCGACUGAGUUUUCGCACAAAACUAAGAAAAUGCUCGAGAUCCUAUUAUCCCCUAGCCUUAUGUGCUGGGGGAGAGGACUGCUAUGUAUUUUAUCCGCAUUUAUUGUCGGACUUAGUGGCGUAGUUCCUCUUCUGUUUCUUCCAGUUAAUGGUUUAUGUUCAAGAAAAGAUAUUAUAUCUCUCAACAGAUGGCUUAGUUAUGCAACAGGAAGCCUUUUAGGAGAAGUAUUCAUACAUCUUUUACCAGAGUCUUGGAUUCACAGUGAUAUUGCUUCUUUUCAGAAUUCAGGACUUUGGAUGCUCACUGGACUGCUCUUAUUUUUUAUCAUUGAGAAAUUAUGUGUACAUGAGUCUUCAGACAAAGAGGUUGAAGGUUAUUUGAAUCUCGUUGCCAAUGUGAUUGAUAAUUUUACUCACGGUGUGGCUAUUGCAGGAAGCUAUCUAGUAUCACUUCGAUUGGGUAUUCUGACAACCACCUGCAUACUAGUACAUGAAGUUCCUCAUGAGAUGGCUGAUUUUGUUAUUUUAUUACGAAGUGGAUUCACUCGAUGGGAAGCUGCCAAGGCUCAGCUGGCUACAGCUUCUGGGUCAACUCUGGGUGCUAUCCUCACGCUGUGCGCUAAUGCAGCAGUAACAGGUUGUACAACCAAAUGGAUUUUGCCUUUCACUGCCGGUGGUUUUCUGUAUAUCGCUUUAGUUUCUCUAUUACCUGAUAUUUUAAAAGAGUUAUCAUUCAAAGAAUCACUGAUUCACUUAGGUCUCAUUUUUAUUGGAUUAAUUUCAAUGGCAAUUGUUUCCUAUGCAAUGGAUUAAUAUUACUUAUUGUGUAUGAAUACCAAUCAGAUUAGUCGAUUCAAAGGAAAGUAAUAAUAAUAAUAUCAAUAAUAUUUGAUGAAUAAGCCAUAUAUAUCAACUGCUUACUCACUUUCCAAUUUGAAGUGUGCCUCUUCAAGAGAAACCCGUGAUAAUCACUCACUCACCCACUCAUCAAAGACAACCACACACAAAUACAAAGAAAUUGAAAGAUAGAAAGAGAAGACAAAAAGUUGAUUUCUAAAUUUUAUUUUUAUUCCCAGCGUUUG
This is a messenger RNA of Trichobilharzia szidati, 1123 nucleotides long. The record is from the annotation of a GenBank genome assembly. NCBI's taxonomy places the organism in Eukaryota, Metazoa, Platyhelminthes, Trematoda, Strigeidida, Schistosomatidae.